UCCUACGGCGUGAGAGGGGGCUUGGAAGUAGCUUGCAAUGCGAGUCACUUCAAACGUCUCUCUAUUGCGCCGAGAUACUGUGGCUAUAGUGAAUGGUAGUUAAACUCUGAUUAUACAGCUUACAAAGUGAUAUUUUGUCGUCAUGUUUUACAGCUUUUAAAUGUAUGGACGGCGACACCUGCAUUGUUUCUUGGAAGUUUCGCUAACCGCAAACAGUUAGGCUGCAUUCCGUCAAACCGCAACGCUGUGGUCGGACCGCUCUCUACCUGCUCCUGCGCGUUACUUACCAAAGUAAUCUCUCUCCCGACCUCAAUUUGCCGUUUUUUCUGGUUUGACUGAAUCGUAAGGAAAUUCAUGAUGGUUUUUAAGAAUUGCUCUGAUUUAAAUUAAGAUCAAACUGCAUUUUACUCCUUUGGAUUGAAUGCUCUAUGCAGUGAAAAUGACUUUACGGUGGAUCUUGUUAGCCGCUUUGGCUGGAAUCAUCACCAUCACUCCGGGAACACAAGGAGCUUGUGUCCACCAGGGAUCCCAGUACAAGAACGACUCAACAUGGAGACCUCAGUCCUGCGAGGAGUGCAGCUGCUAUGGAGACGUGGCCGUGUGCACGCCAGCCCGCUGCCCGAACCCCCAGUGUGACUUCAAACGGGGAGAGAAGCUGCGCAUCCCUCCCAGCCGCUGCUGUCCGGAGUGCCUGGCCCCGUCCUCUGAGGCGUGUCAGCAUGAAGGAGCUCUUUAUGGGGAUGGCAGCCAGUGGAGUGUCUCCCCGUGCUCUGUGUGUGUGUGCUCCCUGGGCAGGGUGUCCUGUUCGCCACCCCCCUGCCCCCCUCUCAGCUGCCCAGCCGGCCAGAGCCCCUUUACUCCUGCUGGAGAAUGCUGCCCCAAGUGUGCCUCGCAUGGAGCGUCCUGCUCCUGGGAGGGGGGGGACUACAGGUCAGGAGAGGAGUGGUUGGUGGGGCCCUGCUCUCGCUGUGUCUGCAGAGACGGACAGGCAGAAUGCUCCACUGCAGAGUGUCAGCCUGUCGUCUGCUCUCUGCAGGAGAACCUGGUGAUCCAGCCAGGGAGCUGCUGUCCCCAAUGUGAGGCCAACCCCUGCCUGUCUGCUGGGACACAGUACCAGCACGGUGAACAUUGGCAGAAGAACAGCUGUACGACGUGUGUGUGUGAGCGUGGCCAGUCUCACUGUCACACUCUCUCCUGCCCUCCCGUCACCUGUGAGAAGGGCCAGACCAAGGUGAAGAGGGCGGGCCGUUGCUGUGAUGAGUGUGCCGUCGCCAAGGGAAGCUGUCUGUACGAAGGCGUGGUCCGUUACCACGGUGACAUGUGGAAGGGGGCGGGAUGUGAGUUCUGCUCGUGUGAGCGCGGGCAGGUUCUCUGCCAGCAGGCCCAGUGCGCUCAGGUGACCUGUCCACAGGGAGAAGUUGUGGUGCAGGUUCCAGGGCAGUGCUGCCCAGAGUGCUCCUCCAGCUCUGGGUUCUGCGGACGACCUCAGGAGGAGCAGCGGUCCAGACUCCCCGAGCUCUUAGCGGGCUCAGAGCGGUGGAGUGACGGGCCUUGUAGGGAGUGUGAGUGUCGAGAGGGCAGGGUCACCUGCUACCGGCCCUCCUGCCCCUCCUGCCCCCCCGGCACCCUGACCGUCUCCAGAGAGGGGCGGUGCUGCCCCGAGUGUAGCCAUGAGCGGUGUCAUGAGGACUGCCUGGUGUGCUCAGGGAGUCCAGAGCAGUGUGAAGUGUGUCGGGACUCCUCAGCCCUGCUGCUGCAGGGGCGCUGCCUCCUCUCCUGCCCCCCCCGCUACCACUCCCUGGGCAGGGGCAGGGGCUGUGCAGCCUGCCAGUCUUCCUGUGCCACCUGUGAGAGCAGCACUGAGUGCAGCAGCUGUGAGGGCUCGUCUGUGUUGAGCAGUGGGCAGUGUGUGAGCACCUGUGAGCCGGGCCUGUUCCAGGACCACACACGAUGCCUGCGUUGUCAUGAGUCCUGUUCAGAGUGUGUGGGGCCGGGUCCAGAGGAGUGUGUGACCUGCUCCUCCCCAGCCCUCCUGCUGAGAGAGGGGGUGUGUGUCUCCGACUGUGGACCAGGCUUCUACAUGCAGAGAGGCAUCUGCUACGCGUGCGACCCCUCCUGCGCCUCCUGUUACCCUGACAACCCCAAAUGCGUGAGCUGCCCCCCGGGGUUUGCCUUGCAUCAUGCAAAAUGUAUCUCCGACUGUCCUGAAGGGCAUUACCUUGAAAGUGACAGCAGGUGUAGAGCUUGUCCAGGUCCCUGCUCCUCCUGCUCUGGACCUGGGGGGUCCCAGUGCACGCGCUGCCCACACGGACGCUCCCUCAGUGGGGGCCGCUGUGUGGAGGCCUGCGGAGAGGGGCUGUAUCCUCAGGACGGGGCCUGCCACAGCUGCCAUGUGUCCUGCCGGGUGUGUCUGGGUCCCGGCCCGUCUGGCUGUCUGGCCUGCAGGAAGCCAGAGGAGGCUCUGCUGCCCCAGGAUUCUGCUGGUGGGGGGGGGGUGUGUGUGUCAGGGUGCACCGCACGCCACUACCUUGACGCCUCACACACCUGCCAAGAAUGUCACACUUCCUGUCUUCAGUGCACGGGAGGAAGUGCCCACAACUGUACUUCCUGCUCUGCACCCUUCCUCCUCCACGAUGACCAGUGUGUCUCUGGGUGCCCCCAAGGCUUUCACGUCCAGGACAACACCUGUCGAGCGUGCCACCCCUCCUGCCCGUCCUGCUCCGGGCCCUCGCAGGCUGACUGCCAGGCCUGCGCUCCCCAGAGUUCCCUCUACAGUGGAUACUGCAGGACGCACUGCCCCGAGGGACACUACCUCGGCCCUGCUGGGUCCUGUCACGCCUGCAGUGAGGGCUGCCAGCGCUGCACAGCCGACCUCCAGACCAGGGUGGGCAGUGUGUGUCUGUGGUGCCAGGUGCCAAGGACCCUGUUGCUGGGCGACCACUGUGUCUCCACCUGCCCCCCAGGGCGCUACGUCUGGCACGGAGCCUGCCGGAGAUGCCAUCCUUCCUGUGAGGCCUGCAGCGGGGAGGGGCCUCUGUCCUGCACUUCCUGUCCCGCCCCCAUGGUCCUCCUGCCCUCUGGGCUCUGCUCUGCCAGCUGUCCCAGGGGUUACUAUGCCAACGGAGACAGAGUCUGCAAUGCGUGUGACCCCCCGUGCCUGAGCUGUGAGGCUGCGGGGGCGUGCCGGUCCUGCAGGGAUCCAUCCCAGGUGCUGCUGUUUGGGGAGUGUCAGGACAGCUGUGCCCAGCAGUACUACCUCAACACCACCACCAGAGCCUGCACAGAGUGUGACUGGAGCUGUAACUCCUGCAGAGGUCCCCUGGUGUCAGACUGUGUGCAGUGUAUGGAGGGGCUGGUUCUGCAGGAGGGAAUGUGUUCCCAGGCCUGCUCUCCCGGGUUCUACCAGCACGGGGACACCUGCCUGCGCUGUGAGGAGGACUGUGAGCAGUGUGACAGUCCAGGUGUCUGUGAGCGCUGCCGGACCCCUCUUAUGCUGCGUCUGCGCCGCUGUGUGGAACACUGUGGCAGGGCCUUCUUCCUGGAUGCUUCCAUGCAACUUUGCACACCCUGCGCCAAGGACUGUGUGGAGUGUGAGGGGGAGGGGCUCUGCAAGGUGUGUCGUUACCAUACCUACCUGAGAGACGGACGCUGCGUCCCUGACUGCGGACGCGGUUACUAUGCCGACAAGAAGACCAUGACCUGCUAUGGUAACACCCACGCCCCCACCCUCCGUGUGAAUGGCACCCUGCUGGUGCCCCUUGAGGGGAUGGUGCCCCUGCCCCCCUCCCUGCUGUCUACCCAGGGCCCCCCCGGGCCCCUGUUCCUCCAGCUGCUGCAGCCCCCCAGCAGCGGGCGCCUGGUGCUGGUGGAGGGGGGCGGGGAAGGGGGCGGGGAGCGUCUGCUGGCGCAGGACGACAGUUUCUCCUGGGACCAGCUGCAGGGCGGGGCGGUGCGCUUCAGCCAGGACAAGGACAAGCCCAGGAGUGGGGAGUUCACCCUUCGUUUUGCAGAUCUCCAGCCCUCCUCCUCGGCUCAGACUGUCCAUGUGCAGGCAGUCUCCAUGCAGCCUCCCCAGGUCCUGUCCUUGCGCCCCCUGGAGGUGGGGGUGGGCCAGGCGGCUGUGUUGUCCCAGGCCGUGCUGCAGGUGCAGGACCCUGACAAUCCCCAGGAUGUCCUGGUGAUGGUGCUCACCCCUCCCCGCCACGGACGCAUCAGCCGUCUCCACGGCGAGCGUCUCCACGGCGAGCGUCUCCGCGGCGAGCGUCUCCGCGGCGAGCGUCUCCGCGGCGAGCGUCUCCACGGCGAGCGUCUCCACGGCGAGCAUCCCCUGGGCCGCUUCAGGCUGGAGGAUCUGAGCAGAGAGCGCCUGCAGUACGUCCACCAGGGCUCUCAGCCCGGCAACGACUCAGCUCUGCUGCAGGUCAACGACGGACACAACUACCUCAACAUCCUGCUGCUGGUGGACAUCACCCAGAAGGCUGCACCCCCUCCUCGGCUGGUGUCGCUGCCCCAGGCGUGGGUGCGUGCGGGGGGCCAGGUGCGUCUGGGCAGCAGGUACCUGCGGGCAGAGAGCCAGGGAGCAGGACAGCAGGACAUCCUGUACAGCAUCGUGUCUCCCGGCGGCAGCCCCUCCUACGGUGAGGUGGUGCUGGUGCCUGUCCCCUCUGACGCUCCUGUGGAGGGGUGGCAGCCCUCGGCGGAGGACAGCACCUCCACCCCCACCAGCUCCUUCACCCAGCAGGACGUGAACGAGGGCCGGGUGUGGUACCGCCACCACGGCCCCGGGCCCCGCCCAGACACCUUCCUGUUCCAGGUGUCCACCGAGGGCUCUCCAGACUCUCUGAGCGACGCCCAGUCCUUCACGGUGAGCGUCCUGGCUCAGACCCCUGGACACCCUCAGCUGGCCCCCAGCUGUGACCUGCAGAUCACGGCCCUGGAGGACCAUGUGACCGUGAUCACUCCAGCAGCUCUGUCCUUUCUGGACACUGACUCUCCUAGUGAGAAGCUGCUCUACAACAUUACCAAGCCCCUGACCCCCAGCCACGGUGUGGUGGAGCACAGAGACAAACCCUACAGAGCAGUGCGAUCCUUCAGCCAGGAGGACAUCAAUCAGGGCAGGAUCCAGUACCGCCCUCCCCCAGCCCCCGCCCACCUCCAGGAGCUCUACCAGUACUCCUUCAUAGGUCUCCCAGAGUCCCUGAAUGUCUAUUUCACAGUGUCUGAUGGGGACCACACCAGUCCAGAGCUGGACUUCUCCAUCCACCUGCUGGCCAAUCACCAGCAGCCUCCUGUGUUCCUGAUCCUGGACCCCCUGCUGGAGGUUAGCCCUGGGGGCACAGCAGCCCUCGGAGGACAGCAGCUGGCUGUAUCAGAUGCAGAUACGUCUCCAGAUGAGCUGCAGUUUGAGCUGGUCGAGGCUCCACUCUACGGGACCCUGUUCAACACACACCUGCACACAGAGAUGGGGAGUGGUGACACCUUCUCCUUCAGUGACGUGACCCGGGGAGUCCUGCAGUAUCGCCAUGCCGGCCGCUCCCACGACGACGACACCAUCACCGUCUCUGUAAGCGAUGGUGUGUCCAUGGUGACGGGCGUGGUGCAGGUGCUGGUGCAGGGGGGAGGGGGGGGCGGGCCGAGGAGAGACCCCCACGCCCGACUGAGUCUGGAGGUGGAGGAGAAGAGCAGCACCGUCAUCACCCCCACACACUUGGCUUACACCGACGACAGCUCGUCGUCUGAGCAGGUCUGGGUGCAGCUGGUGUCGGUGCCCAUGUAUGGCCUGCUGACCCUCCUGCUGAGGGGCUCCCCCCAGGAGCUGACAGACUCCUCCAGCUUCACCAUGCAGGACAUCCAGCUGCAACGCAUCCGGUACGUCACCUCCUUCGACACAGGGAACCAGCCAGUCACAGACAUCUUCCACUUUGUGGUGUUCGACGCAGACAAAAAUCGCCUGGACAACCAGAUGUUCACCAUUACUAUCACUUCCAAGCCCAGCCAGCCACCUGUGGUCACAGUACGCAGCGGCAUGAAGGUCCAGGAAGGGGGGAGGGUUCAGCUGUCCACCAAUCACAUCCUGGUGUCCGAUGUGGACACACCCAGGAGUGAGCUGCUGGUGUGGAUGGUCAGUCCUCCCAAGUACGGCCACAUCGAGACCACACAUACAGGUGGCUCUCAGGGUGGAGCACGUGUCAUUACCCCGGAGGGCCCGUUCUCGGUGGAGGAGCUGACGUCAGACUCCAUCUUCUACGUCCAGGACGCCCAGCAGAGCGCCCCCCAGGACUCAGUCACAUUCUACAUCAGUGAUGGCUCCAGCCAGACUGAGGCCUUCAGCAUCCUGAUGGACAUUCAGAGCCAGGAGGACAGGCAGCCUGUAGUGUCUGUGAGCAGUGUUCAUGUCGAGGAGAACUCCGGGGUGGUCAUCACCAACUCCUCCUUCCACGUCCUGGACCACGACACUCCUGACAACGAGAUCGUCAUCACCAUCACCAAGAAACCCUCCUAUGGGAAGCUGCGGCGGCGCCAGUUCUACUCCCAGCCCCUGCUGGCGGGCCGCGUGCUGCCCCAGGGGGCCUCCUUCUCCUACCAGGACGUGCUGGAUCACCUGCUGGUGUAUACGCCUGACACCGCCACCGGGGGCAGCGACCAGCUGGGCUUCUCUUUGACCGAUGGGGUCCACACCGAGACUGGGACCCUGGAGUUCACCAUGGACCUGAGGAGGAGCGAAGGACCACGCAUGACCAUCAACCGCGGCCUGCAGCUGGCCUCAGGCUCGUCCUCCAAGAUCACUGAGCAGAACCUGAGGGGGACGGACAUGGACUCAGACAACCUGAAGCUGUCGUACGUUCUGACCCAGGACCCGUCCGCUGGACGUCUGCUACUGGGGCGGAGCGGCCACCAGGAGCCCAUCUCCACCAGCAGAACCCUGCGCAGCUUCACCCAGCAGGACGUCAACAAAGGCCUGCUGGAGUACAGACAUGAGAAGGGUGAGCCAGGAGGAAGUGUGUCCUUCAGGUUUGACCUGGUGGACCCAGACGGCAACAAGCUGCUGGCCCAGCCCUUCAUCAUCAGUGUGCUUGAGGACCGACUCCCCCCCUCAGUGCUGGUGAACAAGGGUCUGGUGCUGGAGGAGAACUCUGUGAAGAAGCUAACCACGCAGCAGCUGUCAUCCAGCGACCAGGACAGUGAGCCCAGCGAGCUGCUGUACCGCGUCACCAAGCAGCCGGCUCUGGGACGCCUGGAAUAUGUCGGGAACCCAGGAACGGGCAUCAGCAGUUUCACGCAGGCUGACCUGGCGUCUCGAGGGGUCCAGUACGUUCACACCAGCGAGGAGGAGAAGCACGCCGAUGAGUUUUCCUUCACCGUGUCGGACGGAGUUAACGAGGUGUCCCAAACGUUCUCCAUCACGCUGCGUCCGCUGGACGACUCCCUGCCGCUGCUGCGCAUCCCGGGGAUGAGGGUGCAGGAGGGCGUGAGGAAGACCAUCACAGAGUUUGAGCUGAAGGCCACAGACGCAGACACGGAGGAGGACUCUAUCAUCUUCACGGUGGUCCAGGCCCCGCGUCACGGCACCAUCGAGCGGACCAGCAGCGGGCAGCACUACAGACAGACCAGCAGCUUCUCCAUGGAGGACGUGUACCAGAACCGCGUCAGCUACAACCACGAUGGCAGCAACUCCCUCAAGGACCACUUCAGCUUCACUGUGGCAGACGGCACCAACCACUUCUUCAUGGUGGAGGACGACGGGAAGGAGGUCAUGACAGCUGCUCCUCAAAAGUUUAAGAUUGAGAUUCUCCCUGUAGACGACGGCACCCCUCGUAUCGUCACCAACCUGGGCCUGCAGUGGCUGGAGUACAUGGACAACAAGGCCACCAACCUGAUCUCCAAGAAGGAGCUGCUGACCAUGGACCCAGACACGGAGGAUGGCCAGCUGGUGUACCAGGUCACCACAGAGCCCAAACAUGGCUUCCUGGAGAGCAAGCUCAAACCUGGCUCCCCAAUCUCCACGUUCACUCAAGCCGACAUCAACCUGGGCCUGGUGCGCUACGUGCUGCGUCAGGAGGCCUCCCAGGAGACCAUGGACCUGUUCAGGUUUCUGGUGAAAGAUAGCAAGCCCAACGUGGUCCGAGACAACGUGUUCCACAUCCAGUGGUCUCUCAUCAGCUUCCAGCACAAGAGCUACAACGUGAGUGAGAAGGCAGGCACGGUGGCGGUGACGGUGAAGCGGACAGGGAACCUGAACCAGUACGCCAUCGUGCUGUGCCGCACAGAGCAGGGCAGCGCCACCGCAGGCCUGGGUGCCCGGCCCGGACAGCUAGACUACGUCGAGUAUGCUGGGCAGGUGCAAUUUGAUGAGCGUGAGGACACCAAGGUGUGCACCAUCAUCAUCAAUGACGACCAGGUGUUUGAGGGCGUGGAGAGCUUCCAGGUGGAGCUGAGCUUGCCUGCGUACGCACUGCUGGGUCAGGUGACGCGUGCCAGCGUCCUCAUCAAUGACACAGAGGACGAGCCCACGCUGCAGUUCCACAAGAAGACCUUCCACGCCAAUGAGAGCUCUGGCUUUAUCCACGUCCCUGUGGAAAGGACAGGUGACACGUCCAGCACGGUGUCAGCUGUGUGCUACACGGUGGGCCAGUCUGCCCAGGGCAGCAGCCUGCAGGGCCUGGAGUCUGGCUCCGACUUCCAGACCCGCGGCAUGACCCGGGACAGCCGCCUCAUCUUCGGCCCCGGCAUCAGCAUGUCCACCUGCGACGUGCGGCUGGUGGACGACAGCGAGUACGAGCUCUCAGAGGAGUUUGAGUUGGUGCUGGCAGACGCCUCCGACAACACCCGCAUGGGCGACAUCACCGUGGCCACCGUGGUCAUCGACGGGCCCAAUGACGCCUCCACCGUCUCCCUCGGCAACGCCACGUUCACAUUCAGCGAGGAUGCCGGCACCAUAGAGAUCCCGGUGCUGCGUCAGGGCAGUGAUGUCUCCUCGCUGGCGUCGGUGUGGUGUGCCACGCGCCCCUCCAGCCCCCCUUCUGCCACCCCCGGGGUCGACUACAUCCCCAGCUCCAAGAAGGUGGAGUUCAGACCCGGCACAACACAGGAGACGUGCAGCCUCACCAUCGUGGACGACAUCCAGAGCCCGGCCAUCGAGGGCUCAGAGUCCUUCAUCGUGUUCCUCAGCUCUCCACAGGGUGCCGUGCUGCUGGAGCCAUCACAGGCUGACGUCAUCAUCACAGACUCCUUCCAGGACAUUCCCAGCAUGCAGUUUGAGAAGACGUCGUACGUGGUGAAGGAGAGGGACAGCGUGCUGCACAUCCCCGUCCUCCGCUCCGGGGACCUGGCCGUCACCUCGUCCGUGCGCUGCUUCACACGCACCUCCUCCGCCAUGGUGAUGGACGACUUCCAGGAGCGGAGGAACGCAGACGAGUCCCGCAUCACCUUCCUGAAGGGGGAGAAGGUGAAGAACUGCACUGUCCACAUCAACGAUGACUCUGUCUUCGAGCCCGAGGAGGAGUUCCAGGUGCAUCUUGGGACGCCACUGGGAGAACACUGGACUGGCGCCAUGGUGGGCGUUAGCGACAUUGUCACGGUGACCAUCACCAACGACGAGGACGCACCCAGCGUCCAGUUUGAGCAGGCUUCCUACCAGGUGCGUGAGCCCCCUGGCCCGGACGGCGUGGAGGUUCUCAGCAUCAAGGUGUUCCGGCGGGGCGACCAGGACCGCACCUCCAAGGUGCGCUGCAGCACUAGGGACGGCUCCGCCCAGUCAGGCAUCGACUACAACCCCAAGAGCCGCGUGCUGAAGUUCACCCCGGGAAUGGACCACAUCCUGUUCAAGGUGGAGAUUCUGUCCAAUGAGGACCGGGAGUGGCAUGAGUCCUUCUCAUUGGUCCUGGGGCCCGAUGACCCUGUGGAGGCGGUGCUUGGAGAGAUCACCACGGCAACGGUCACCAUCCUGGACCAGGAGGCUGCAGGCAGUCUCAUCCUCCCGGCGACGCCCAUCGUGGUCUCCCUCGCUGACUAUGACAGCGUCCAGGAGGUCACCAAGGAGGGCAGUAAGAACACUGCCUCCCCAGGGUACCCACUGGUGUGUGUGACGCCCUGCGACCCCCACUACCCCGGGUUCCCGGUAACCCGGCAGCGCUGUGAGGAGGCUGGGAUCAACCAGACCUCCGUCCACUUCAGCUGGGAGGUGGCCGCGCCCACCGACGCCAGUGGGGCCCGCUCCCCCUUCGAGACCGUCACCGAUAACACACCUUUCACCAGCGUCAAUCACAUGGUGCUGGACAGCAUCUACUUCAGCCGCCGCUUCCACGUGCGCUGUGUGGCGCAGGCGCGGGACCGGGCGGGACACCCGGGCACCCCGCUGAGGAGCAACAUCCUCACCAUCGGCACCGACGGCUCCAUCUGCCACACCCCCGUCACCACAGGGACUGCCCGCGGCUUCCAGGCCCAGUCCUUCAUCGCCACGCUCAAGUAUCUGGACGUGAAGCACAAGGAGCACCCCAACCGGAUCCACAUCUCUGUGCAGAUCCCCCACCAGGACGGCAUGCUGCCCCUAGUGUCCACCAUGCCCCUCCACAACCUGCACUUCCUGCUGUCUGAGUCCAUAUACAGGCAGCAGCACGUCUGCUCCAAUCUGGUCACCCUCAAAGACCUGCAGGGGAUCUCUGAAGCGGGCUUCCUGGAUGACGUGUCGUUGGACAGCAUCUCUCUGGGCCCCGGCUACGACCGGCCGUACCAGUUCAACCCCAGCGUGCGUGAGCCCCGGAGCCUUCAGCUGUACAAGCACCUCAACCUGAAGAACUGCAUCUGGACGUUCGACGCCUACUACGACAUGACAGAGCUCAUCGACGUCUGCGGAGGGUCCGUCACGGCCGACUUCCAGGUGCGUGACUCGGCCCAGUCCUUCCUGACGGUGCAGGUUCCUCUGCAUGUGUCCUACAUCUAUGUUACUGCGCCGCGGGGCUGGGCCUCCCUGGAGCACCACACCGAGAUGGAGUUCUCCUUCUUCUACGACACCGUGCUCUGGAGGACCGGCAUCCAGACAGACAGUGUGCUCUCAGCCAGGCUGCAGAUCAUCAGGAUCUACAUCAAAGACGAUGGCCGACUGGUGAUAGAUUUCAAGACCCACGCCAAAUUCAGAGGUCAGUUCGUCCCAGAGCACCACACCCUGCCGGGGCACAAGUCCCAGCUGCUGGCUCCAGACCACCUGGGGGGGGUAGAGUUCCACCUGCAGCUUCUGUGGAGCGCCCAGUCCUUCGACUCCCCGUACCAGCUGUGGAGGGCCACCAGCUCGUACAGCAGGAAGGACUACUCUGGGGAGUACACGGUGUUCCUGCUCCCCUGCACGGCCCAGCCCACCCAGCCCUGGCUGGACCCGGGGGACAAGCCCCUGUCCUGCACUGCCCACGCCCCCGAGAAGUUCCUGGUGCCCAUCGCCUUCCAGCAGACCAACCGCCCAGUCCCCGUGGUCUACUCCCUCAACACAGAGUUUCAGCUGUGCAACAACGAGAAGAUCUUCAUGCUGGACCCAGCCUCAGCAGACAUGUCCGUGGCUGAGCUGGACUACAAGGGGGCCUUCUCCAUGGGUCAGACCCUGUAUGGCAGGGUGCUGUGGAACCCGGAGCAGAACCUGAACGCAGCCUACAAGCUGCAGCUAGAGAAAGUGUACCUGUGUACGGGCCGAGACGGCUACGUGCCGUUCUUUGACCCCACAGGAACCCUGUACAACGAGGGGCCUCAGUACGGCUGUAUCCAACCCAACAAGCACCUCAAACACAGGUUCCUGCUGCUGGAUCGCAAGCAGCCAGACGUGUGUGACAGGUAUUUCCACGAUGUCCCCUUCGAGGCCAACUUUGCGUCGGAUGUUCCCGACCUGCAGGCCAUGACAGGCAUGCCAGGUGUGGACGGCUUCACCCUGAAGGUGGAUGCUCUGUACAAGGUGGAGGCGGGGCAUCAGUGGUACCUGCAGGUGAUCUAUGUCAUCGGGCCAGAGUCUAUCUCUGGUCCCCGGAUCCAACGCUCGCUUAGCUAUCAGCUGGCCCGUGUCCAUGGCAACACUGGUGCCCAUGGCAACGGCCGCCCUCGCCGCGACCUGGUGGACCGCAGCGGGCGGCUGACGCUGGACGAGUCGCUCAUUUACGACAACGAAGGCGACCAGGUGAAGAACGGCACCAACAUGAAGACCCUCAGGCUGGAGGUGGAGGCCUCCGCGACCUUUAACCCCCAACUGGGCAGCUCUGUGGGCGGGGGCAUCGCCGCGGUGACCCUGCUGGUGCUGGUGCUGCUGGCCUUCUGCUUGCUGUUCAGGAAGUGCCGGCGGUCCGGGAGGAAGAAGAAGAGCGCUCCCAAGAUGGCGGAGGAGUACCCCCUCAACACCAAGGUGGAGGUUUGCCUGGAGAAGUGCCUGGAGAAGAACUUCAGCACCAAGCACUGCACGGUGCGCAACAUCAACAUCCUGAACCGCACCCAGGACAUCAGCGGAAAGGUCAACGGUAAGGUCAACGCUGGGGUCAAGGUCAAGCAGGUCAACCUGGAGGUCAAACUCCAGAACAACUUGAACGAUGGCACUGAAGUCUGAUCCAACCCUUGUAACUCCUGCCGAGAACGGAGGAAGAGGUUUUUAAGUGAAAACGAAAGGAAAUUGUAUUUUCUAAAAUAUUGUUUGUUAUUAUGGAAUUCUUUGUUAAUGUAUUUUUAUACAAGAUUAAAAAGGGAAAGUGUCCGAGCUAUUCAGCAUCAGAAUAAUUUCACAACUGAGCUACCUCAGGAAUCAAGACAAUCCACUAUCAAACACCAUGCCCCACCAUUGUGUGAAGUUAGGUUGUACAAGCUUUCAUUUUCAACUUUGCCAUCCGACAACAAUUUAUUCAAGUCAGCAGAAGUGUUUUGUUCUUCGACUUGUCCUCGGUAGCUCAGGCUCCAGAUCGUUUUUUGAUGAAUGGUUCAGUUUCUCAGCGUAUUUCAUUUGAGUGCUAACAAUAAUGAACCACUUUGAAAGUAUUAAGCCUGUGUGGGUUAAUGGGGUGGAAAAGGAAAUCCAUUCAAGUGCAAUUACACCAGAAUCCCUCCUCAUAUGCAGUUAUGAUCUUGAAGCCUUAUGUAUUUUUUUAACAUAUGUUGCAAUGUAUUGUAGUACAAGUUUUACUUGAAGCUGACCAUGAAUAACAAAAGCUGCCCAAAAAAGUGCCAUGUAGUAUUUGAUCUUUCAUGCAUUUCAAAUAUCCAAACAGAUCAUCCAAAGUGUUGUUCAAGGGUAUCCAAUUUGACCAUAGGGAACAUUAUUAUUGUUGGCUAACCAUGAUGAGAAAAACACGCAUUUUGAUUAACUGCACUUUUGAUUACUUCUGGAGGUUGUACAAUGUAUGUAGCCCACUCACUCUGCAGUACUGUAACUCUAUACUGGAUAUAUUGGGGUAUUUUCUACAAUAUUCGACUGCUGUUUAUGCCUACGUUGUGCUUUCUCCUCAUGUACAUACCAGUUCAGUCCAACAUCAACGAUAUUCUUUUACUGACAUAGUUUCCAUUAUUAUGUUAUGUUUCAUUACAUUGUGUAUUUUCCAAUAUUACCCUCAUAUCAUGUAUUAUGUAUUAUGGUUUAUCUUCAGUUUUCUCAAUAGUCUGUUGAAUGAUCAACACAGUGUGCUUGAGGUGAGAUGACUGGUUUGACGGUUGAUUUCCAAAACCCAACAUCUCACUGCACUGAAUGUUCUGAAUCACUCCAUGUUGUUUGCUCUCUCUCCAUUUCUCUCUCUGUUCAUAAUACUUUGUGCCUAUCAAAAAACCCUGUGGGAAGUUGGGGAGAUAGCAUUAUUUUGGUGCUAUCAUUUGAUGGAAAUAAUUACAAUACUGUCAGUAUGAUACCUGUAUUUGGUGCCUUUUAAGUAAUAAAAAAAUAUAA
This is a messenger RNA of Hypomesus transpacificus, 13891 nucleotides long. RefSeq names its product Fraser extracellular matrix complex subunit 1 (gene fras1). NCBI's taxonomy places the organism in Eukaryota, Metazoa, Chordata, Actinopteri, Osmeriformes, Osmeridae. The coding region runs from base 422 to 12571 and encodes 4049 amino acids. Gene Ontology annotation, cellular component: membrane. Gene Ontology annotation, molecular function: protein binding. The transcript is spliced from 74 exons. Gene Ontology annotation, biological process: cell communication. The record is from RefSeq and is a predicted model, not a curated record.